AUUAAGAGGCGGUCGGAAGUUGCGCUUUUGUUGUGAAAAUCCUUACGGAAGGCAACCUUGUGUAGUAGAGCAAACCUACUGCAGAUGAAAAACACUACAAUCAAUUAGCAUUCGCAGACAGCUUAUAUCUGGAGUCAAAGUUGACAUUUCGUUCCUGCCGUGUGAUGCAGCCAUGUCUGUGCAGGUGGUUUUGCAGCAGAGAAUCAGCUCCGCUCGCGAGCUUCUGCAGCAAGUGGAGCAACUGUGUACAGGUGUGGAGGGUCAUCAGAAGCUCCGUGGGAAACUACGAGCUGAGCUGCGCUUCCUGCGGAGGGUUGAAGCAGGGGAGUUGCAUGUGAAAGAAUCUCACCUGCACAGCACCAACCUGACUCACCUGACGGCCAUAGUGGAAUCGGCUCAGAGUCUAGAGCAAGUGGUUGCGCUGCUGCAUGUCUUCACCUACCUGGAUGAGUCUGGCAACCGUUGCACACUGGUGGUAGAUGUAGUGGCCAACGGUGGGCUUACCUGGGUGAAGGCAGUGGGCCGCAAGGCAGAGGCUCUACACAACAUUUGGCAGGGACGGGGACAAUAUGGUGACAAGAGCAUCAUCAGACAGGCCGAGGACUUUCUUCAGGCCAGCCGUCAGCAGCCUUUCAACUACCAGCACCCCCGCAUCAUCUUUGCAUUCUACAACGGCGUCUCUGCCCCUAUGGCCGAUCGUCUUCGAGACAUGGGUGUCUCUGUUCGUGGGGACAUUGUGGCAGUGAACACGGUGGCAAUGGAGGAGGAAGCAGAGGUGGCAGUUGAAGAAGAGGGGGCGGCUGCUGAUAAUGUCUAUAAUGAGGAGGAGGAGGCGGCGCCGACGGCAGCAGCUUAUGAGUUGACCCGGGUAGACAGAGGGACUGUGCUGGCUCACCUGGCUUUUCCAGCACAGCUGCAGGCAGAGGACUGUUGCCGGGUGAACCUGGACAUCACUACGCUCAUCACAUAUGUGUCCUCCUUGAGCCACGGCCAGUGCUGGUUUACUUUCAGGGAGCCUGUGCUGACAGAACAAGCAGCCCAGGAGCGCCUUCUGCCGGUGCUACCCCAGCUUGAUGCUUUUAUGGCAGGAAAGGAGUUGUUUACCUGUCACGCUGCAGUUUCUGAUUUUCAGCUGAUCCUGGACACACUGGGAGGUCCAGGUGAGAAGGAGCGUGCUCAGCAGCUCCUGGCUCGCCUUCACGUGGUGGAUGACCGGCCAUCGGAGCGCACGCUGCGCCUAAUGCCCAGCGCCAAGAUUAACCAGCGGUCACUCAUGAUUUUUGGUACUGGGGACUCGCUGAAAGCAGUCACCAUGACUGCCAAUAGCCGCUUUGUAAGGGCAGCAGCCAAUCAGGGCAUCCGUUACAGUGUGUUUAUCCACCAACCACGAGCCCUGACAGAGGGCAAGGAGUGGAGAGCCACACCCAUAUAAAAGGUGCUACCGGGCGAUGGAGACGGUCAUUACAUAGCUAUGACUCUGUUAACUUGUUACUCUGGUUGAACUAAUUCACAAAAUACAUUCAAUAAAGCCUCAGUAAUUUUC
Betta splendens (Siamese fighting fish) is the source of this 1543-nucleotide messenger RNA. It is a transcript of the gene c17h7orf25, whose product is annotated as chromosome 17 C7orf25 homolog. Bases 173 to 1432 code for a protein of 419 amino acids. NCBI's taxonomy places the organism in Eukaryota, Metazoa, Chordata, Actinopteri, Anabantiformes, Osphronemidae. The record is from RefSeq and is a predicted model, not a curated record. The transcript is spliced from 2 exons.